This is a messenger RNA of Drosophila santomea, 8499 nucleotides long. Its product is annotated as mucin-22. The transcript has 5 exons. The record is from RefSeq and is a predicted model, not a curated record. Lineage: Eukaryota; Metazoa; Arthropoda; Insecta; Diptera; Drosophilidae. The coding region runs from base 1 to 8499 and encodes 2832 amino acids.
AUGCGCUUGUUCCUAGUCGCGGUUUUGGCCGCUUAUUUGGCCUACGCAGCGGCCCAAACUGAAUCUAGUACGGCAACAUCAGUGACCACUCCAGUUGUAAAAGCGCAGCCAUGUUGUGAAAGUGUUCGUCAAACUCUAAUUGAAAUACGAAAAGAUAUACGCCUGUGGCUACUCGACAGACUUUUCGGAAAACUAGUACUUUUGCACGACGGAGAACUUCUCGGCAAUCCAAAUUAUGUGAAUUGUGUCAACGAAAAGAAACAGCUACCACUCUUAGAUGGAAGCACAAUUACAGAUCAAACUGCAUCUACUACAACUGUCGUAAAAGGCAUUCCGGAAUCCUCUUCGAAUGCUGAUGGAAGCUCUAGCCAAACUACCUCGUCUUCGACUCCUGUCGUAGAAGUCACUCAGGGAUCCUCUUCGAAUGCUGAUGGAAGCUCUAGCCAAUCCUCGACCACGACGACAACCACAACGACAACAUCAUCCGAUGAGGGUCAAUCUACCACCUCAUCUGACCCGGUUGUGGAAGUCAGUCAAGGAUCAAACGGCGGUAGCAACUCCACUCAAUCUACGACCUCCACCACAACUACCUCGUCUUCGACUCCUGUCGUAGAAGUCACUCAGGGAUCCUCUUCGAAUGCUGAUGGCAACUCUAACCAAUCCUCGAGCACGACGACAACCACAACGUCAACAUCAUCCGAUGAAGGUCAAUCCACCACCUCAUCUGACCCGGUUGUGGAAGUCAGUCAAGGAUCAAACGGCGGUAGCAACUCCACACAAUCUACGACCUCCCCCACAACUACAACAUCAUCCGAUGAGGGUCAAACUACCUCGUCUUCGACUCCUGUCGUAGAAGUCACUCAGGGAUCCUCCUCGAAUGCUGAUGGAAGCUCUAGCCAAUCCUCGACCACGACGACAACCACAACGACAACAUCAUCCGAUGAGGGUCAAUCUACCACCUCAUCUGACCCCGUUGUGGAAGUCAGUCAAGGAUCAAACGGCGGUAGCAACUCCACUCAAUCUACGACCUCCACCACAACUACCUCGUCUUCGACUCCUGUCGUAGAAGUCACUCAGGGAUCCUCUUCGAAUGCUGAUGGCAACUCUAACCAAUCCUCGACCACGACGACAACCACAACGUCAACAUCAUCCGAUGAAGGUCAAUCCACCACCUCAUCUGACCCGGUUGUGGAAGUCAGUCAAGGAUCAAACGGCGGUAGCAACUCCACUCAAUCUACGACCUCCACCACAACUACCUCGUCUUCGACUCCUGUCGAAGAAGUCACUCAGGGAUCCUCUUCGAAUGCUGAUGGAAGCUCUAGCCAAUCCUCGACCACGACGACAACCACAACGACAACAUCAUCCGAUGAGGGUCAAUCUACCACCUCAUCUGACCCGGUUGUGGAAGUCAGUCAAGGAUCAAACGGCGGUAGCAACUCCACUCAAUCUACGACCUCCACCACAACUACCUCGUCUUCGACUCCUGUCGUAGAAGUCACUCAGGGAUCCUCUUCGAAUGCUGAUGGCAACUCUAACCAAUCCUCGACCACGACGACAACCACAACGUCAACAUCAUCCGAUGAAGGUCAAUCCACCACCUCAUCUGACCCGGUUGUGGAAGUCAGUCAAGGAUCAAACGGCGGUAGCAACUCCACAGAAUCUACGACCUCCACCACAACUACUUCGUCUUCGACUCCUGUCGUAGAAGUCACUCAGGGAUCCUCUUCGAAUGCUGAUGGCAACUCUAACCAAUCCUCGACCACGACGACAACCACAACGACAACAUCAUCCGAUGAGGGUCAAUCCACCACCUCAUCUGACCCGGUUGUGGAAGUCAGUCAAGGAUCAAACGGCGGUAGCAACUCCACACAAUCUACGACCUCCACCACAACUACCUCGUCUUCGACUCCUGUCGUAGAAGUCACUCAGGGAUCCUUUUCGAAUGCUGAUGGCAACUCUAACCAAUCCUCGACCACGACGACAACCACAACGACAACAUCAUCCGAUGAGGGUCAAUCCACCACCUCAUCUGACCCGGUUGUGAAAGUCAGUCAAGGAUCAAACGGCGGUAGCAACUCCACUCAAUCUACGACCUCCACCACAACUACCUCGUCUUCGACUCCUGUCGUAGAAGUCACUCAGGGAUCCUCUUCGAAUGCUGAUGGCAAUUCUAGCCAAUCCUCGACCACGACGACAACCACAACGACAACAUCAUCCGAUGAGGGUCAAUCCACCACAUCAUCUGACCCGGUUGUGGAAGUCAAUCAAGGAUCAAACGGCGGUAGCAACUCCACUCAAUCUACGACCUCCACCACAACUACCUCGUCUUCGACUCCUGUCGUAGAAGUCUCUCAGGGAUCCUCUUCGAAUGCUGAUGGAAGCUCUAGCCAAUCCUCGACCACAACGACAACCACAACGUCAACAUCAUCCGAUGAGGGUCAGUCCACCACCUCAUCUGACCCGGUUGUGGAAGUCAGUCAAGGAUCAAACGGCGGUAGCAACUCCACUCAAUCUACGACCUCCACCACAACUACCUCGUCUUCGACUCCUGUCGUAGAAGUCACUCAGGGAUCCUCUUCGAAUGCUGAUGGAAGCUCUAACCAGUCCUCGAGCACGACGACAACCACAACGACAACAUCAUCCGAUGAGGGUCAAUACACCACCUCAUCUGACCCGGUUGUGGAAGUCAGUCAAGGAUCAAACGGCGGUAGCAACUCCACUCAAUCUACGACCUCCACCACAACUACCUCGUCUUCGACUCCUGUCGUAGAAGUCUCUCAGGGAUCCUCUUCGAAUGCUGAUGGAAGCUCUAGCCAAUCCUCGACCACAACGACAACCACAACGUCAACAUCAUCCGAUGAGGGUCAAUCCACCACCUCAUCUGACCCGGUUGUGGAAGUCAGUCAAGGAUCAAACGGCGGUAGCAACUCCACUCAAUCUACGACCUCCACCACAACUACCUCGUCUUCGACUCCUGUCGUAGAAGUCACUCAGGGAUCCUCUUCGAAUCCUGAGGGAAGCUCUAGCCAAUCCUCGACCAAGACGACAACCACAACGACAACAUCAUCCGAUGAGGGUCAAUCCACCACAUCAUCUGACCCGGUUGUGGAAGUCAAUCAAGGAUCAAACGGCGGUAGCAACUCCACUCAAUCUACGACCUCCACCACAACUACCUCGUCUUCGACUCCUGUCGUAGAAGUCACUCAAGGAUCCUCUUCGAAUGCUGAUGGCAACUCUAACCAAUCCUCGACCACGACGACAACCACAACGACAACAUCAUCCGAUGAGGGUCAAUCCACCACCUCAUCUGACCCGGUUGUGGAAGUCAGUCAAGGAUCAAACGGCGGUAGCAACUCCACACAAUCUACGACCUCCACCACAACUACCUCGUCUUCGACUCCUGUCGUAGAAGUCACUCAGGGAUCCUCUUCGAAUCCUGAUGGAAGCUCUAGCCAAUCCUCGACCACGACGACAACCACAACGACAACAUCAUCCGAUGAGGGUCAAUCCACCACAUCAUCUGACCCGGUUGUGGAAGUCAAUCAAGGAUCAAACGGCGGUAGCAACUCCACUCAAUCUACGACCUCCACCACAACUACCUCGUCUUCGACUCCUGUCGUAGAAGUCACUCAAGGAUCCUCUUCGAAUGCUGAUGGCAACUCUAGCCAAUCCUCGACCACGACGACAACCACAACGACAACAUCAUCCGAUGAGGGUCAAUCCACCACCUCAUCUGACCCGGUUGUGGAAGUCAGUCAAGGAUCAAACGGCGGUAGCAACUCCACUCAAUCUACGACCUCCACCACAACUACCUCGUCUUCGACUCCUGUCGUAGAAGUCACUCAGGGAUCCUCUUCGAAUCCUGAUGGAAGCUCUAGCCAAUCCUCGACCACGACGACAACCACAACGACAACAUCAUCCGAUGAGGGUCAAUCCACCACAUCAUCUGACCCGGUUGUGGAAGUCAAUCAAGGAUCAAACGGCGGUAGCAACUCCACUCAAUCUACGACCUCCACCACAACUACCUCGUCUUCGACUCCUGUCGUAGAAGUCACUCAAGGAUCCUCUUCGAAUGCUGAUGGCAACUCUAGCCAAUCCUCGACCACGACGACAACCACAACGACAACAUCAUCCGAUGAGGGUCAAUCCACCACCUCAUCUGACCCGGUUGUGGAAGUCAGUCAAGGAUCAAACGGCGGUAGCAACUCCACUCAAUCUACGACCUCCACCACAACUACCUCGUCUUCGACUCCUGUCGUAGAAGUCACUCAGGGAUCCUCUUCGAAUGCUGAUGGAAGCUCUAGCCAAUCCUCGACCACAACGACAACCACAACGUCAACAUCAUCCGAUGAGGGUCAAUCCACCACCUCAUCUGACCCGGUUGUGGAAGUCAGUCAAGGAUCAAACGGCGGUAGCAACUCCACUCAAUCUACGACCUCCACCACAACUACCUCGUCUUCGACUCCUGUCGUAGAAGUCACUCAGGGAUCCUCUUCGAAUCCUGAUGGAAGCUCUAGCCAAUCCUCGACCACGACGACAACCACAACGACAACAUCAUCCGAUGAGGGUCAAUCCACCACAUCAUCUGACCCGGUUGUGGAAGUCAAUCAAGGAUCAAACGGCGGUAGCAACUCCACUCAAUCUACGACCUCCACCACAACUACCUCGUCUUCGACUCCUGUCGUAGAAGUCACUCAGGGAUCCUCUUCGAAUCCUGAUGGAAGCUCUAGCCAAUCCUCGACCACGACGACAACCACAACGACAACAUCAUCCGAUGAGGGUCAAUCCACCACAUCAUCUGACCCGGUUGUGGAAGUCAAUCAAGGAUCAAACGGCGGUAGCAACUCCACUCAAUCUACGACCUCCACCACAACUACCUCGUCUUCGACUCCUGUCGUAGAAGUCACUCAAGGAUCCUCUUCGAAUGCUAAUGGCAACUCUAGCCAAUCCUCGACCACGACGACAACCACAACGACAACAUCAUCCGAUGAGGGUCAAUCCACCACCUCAUCUGACCCGGUUGUGGAAGUCAGUCAAGGAUCAAACGGCGGUAGCAACUCCACUCAAUCUACGACCUCCACCACAACUACCUCGUCUUCGACUCCUGUCGUAGAAGUCACUCAGGGAUCCUCUUCGAAUGCUGAUGGAAGCUCUAACCAGUCCUCGAGCACGACGACAACCACAACGACAACAUCAUCCGAUGAAGGUCAAUCCACCACCUCAUCUGACCCGGUUGUGGAAGUCAGUCAAGGAUCAAACGGCGGUAGCAACUCCACACAAUCUACGACCUCCACCACAACUACCUCGUCUUCGACUCCUGUCGUAGAAGUCACUCAAGGAUCCUCUUCGAGUGCUGAUGGCAACUCUUACCAAUCCUCGACCACGACGACAACCACAACGUCAACAUCAUCCGAUGAGGGUCAAUCCACCACCUCAUCUGACCCGGUUGUGGAAGUCAAUCAAGGAUCAAACGGCGGUAGCAACUCCACUCAAUCUACGACCUCUACAACAACUACCUCGUCUUCGACUCCUGUCGUAGAAGUCACUCAGGGACCCUCUUCAAAUGCUGAUGGAAGCUCUAGCCAAUCCUCGACCAAGACGACAACCACAACGACAACAUCAUCCGAAGGGGGUCAAUCCACCACAUCAUCUGACCCGGUUGUAGAAGUCAGUCAAGGAUCAAUCGGCGGUAGCAACUCCACUCAAUCUACGACCUCCACCACAACUACCUCGUCUUCGACUCCUGUCGUAGAAGUCACUCAGGGAUCCUCUUCGAAUGUUGAUGGAAACUCUAACCAGUCCUCGAGCACGACGACAACCACAACGACAACAUCAUCCGAUGAGGGUCAAUCCACCACCUCAUCUGACCCGGUCGUGGAAGUCAGUCAAGGAUCAAACGGCGGUAGCAACUCCACACAAUCUACGACCUCCACCACAACUACCUCGUCUUCGACCCCUGUCGUAGAAGUCACUCAGGGAUCCUAUUCGAAUGCUGAUGGCAACUCUAACCAAUCCUCGACCACGACGACAACCACAACGACAACAUCAUCCGAUGAGGGUCAAUCCACCACCUCAUCUGACCCGGUUGUGGAAGUCAGUCAAGGAUCAAACGGCGGUAGCAACUCCACUCAAUCUACGACCUCCACCACAACUACCUCGUCUUCGACUCCUGUCGUAGAAGUCACUCAGGGAUCCUCUUCGAAUGCUGAUGGAAGCUCUAGCCAAUCCUCGGCCAAGACGACAACCACAACGACAGCCACAACGACAACAUCAUCCGAUGAGGGUCAAUCCACCACCUCAUCUGACCCGGUUGUGGAAGUCAAUCAAGGAUCAAACGGCGGAUCCUCUUCGAAUGCUGAUGGCAACUCUAGCCAAUCCUCGACCACGACGACAACAACAAACAUCAGUAAAGGAAGCCCUAAAUGGACUAAAACUACAAAAACUUAUUCGUCAAAAACUAUAAGAAUCCCAAAGUCAAGCAGAAACUCUAGUUCUAACAAAACUUUAACAACCGUAACGACAAGUUCCUCCUCAGCUCCCCAGACCAAAUAUUCUUGGCCAAGCUCUUCAAAGAAAUCGUAUAUUGGUGGCAAGUCUAAAAAAUAUUGGAACAAGCGCUGGACUAAAAAGUCACGUAAAAAUAACGAUGGUAGUUCCACGGUUGUUGCAGAGGAAUCGUCUGACUCAUUAACAGAUGCUGGCGUUGAUAGCACUCAAGGAAAUGUCUUGAACGAUGAGAGUAAUUCGAGUCAGUCUACAGUUACCUCUUCACUGCCUGUUGUGGAUGCCAGUACAGAUGUUCAGAACACAGAAACAAGCUCAACAUCGACUCAAAACACAAACAAAUAUUCGUCGAAGUUCUCUAAGGUCCCCAAGUCUAAUGGUCAGUCGAGUACCAGCACUACCAAAACUACAAAAAGCGUAACGACAAGCACUUCCUCAACACCCAACGUUAGGAGCUCAUCAAAGAAAUCUACCAAUGGUGGAAAAUCGGUCAAGACCACGAUAACAACCACUUCUUCAAAGAAUGGUCAAUCCAGCUCAGGUUUAUCCCCUGUUGUAAAAAUUGCACAGGAAAUUCCACAAAACGAUAUUGAAAGUUUGAACCAGGUCACUACAACGACAACAUCAUCUGAGAGCCAAAUCGGCGUACCUUCAACACCUGUUGUUAAAGUUACGAAGGAAACCUCAAUUAGCAAAGAUGGGAAGACUACCCGAUCAUCAACUACAGCAACCACAACUACCACGACCAAAGGAAGUAAUAAUUCAGGUAGCUUAACUCUUCCUGCGGUUGGUGCCAGCAUUGAUCUCCCUCUGAAUAUUAAUGGUGGAAGGUCAAGCUCUAGAUCGUCUACAACAACUACGACAACAUCCACAAAGGGAAGUAAGACAUCUCUACCGGGAGUUGAUGCCAUCAUAAAGAAGAUUAAGGACACAAACAUUUUGUCAAAGAUAGACUUGAGUCUGCCUACGCUUGAUGCCAGUCUAAAUGUUAAUGGUGGAAAGUCAAGCUCUACAUCGUCAACAACAACUACGACAACAUCCACAAAAGGAAGUAAAUCAUCCAAUACCUUGUCUCUACCGGAAGUUGAUGCCGGCAUAGCCAUUAACGGCGAUGAGUCCCGCUCAAAGAUAGACUUGAGUCUCCCAAAACUUGAUGCCAGUCUGAAUGUUACUGGUGGAAGGUCAAGCUCUAGAUCGUCUACAACACUUACGACAACAUCCACAAAGGGAACCUUGUCUGUACCAAGUCUUGAUGCCGGAAUAUCUAUUGAUGGCGGAAUAUCAGGAUCAUCAUCAACUAGAACUAUUAAAAUAACCUCAAAGAACUCGGUAGCUCCCAAGUCUAGUUCUACAUCCAAAACUACGACCACGACCACUACAUCAAAAACUUCAUCGGUCCCAAAAACAGAGUCCAAAUACUCCUGGUCUAGUUCGUCGGAGAAAAAAUCCAACCCUAUUCGCUUAACCUUACCUACCAUUAACGCAGGUGUUGCAGUUGGCGGAGGAGAUUCUUCAGGGUCGUGGUCCAAGCUAGUUAAGAGGAGCACCAGCAGCGAUGAGACAAUUGCCAAUGAUGGUUCAUCCCUUUCCGGUUCUAUUGUAGGUGCCGGUGCAGGUGGAUCCUGGUCUCAGCGAUCAGGAUUCUCUGGUGACAGUUCCAGUGGCAAGGGUUCUCAGGACAUUCGCAUUCGAUUGGCCCGAGGACAGACAGGAAACAGUGCUCAGUCCCAAAACACCAAUUCUUGGACCCAAAGCGCUUCCCAAGGCAGCGAAAACUUGGCUAAUGGUGCAGUAUCCGCCGAUGGCUUGAAUGUGGAGGGAUCGGAGAGUUCCGAUGACGCAACCACGAUCCAAGGUGGCUCUGUCGGUGUAACCGGACAAUAUCCAUACUGGUGGGGCAACGGCCGUUGGGUGGGCGUUGGAGCCAGGCCGAGUUGGAGAUAUGGAUGGCGUCCUUAUGGAAGCGGUUGGGGCGGAUGGAACAGUCAAUAUUAG